AUGGCGCAUCUCAGGAAAAAAAGACAAACAGCGAACAUAGAAACUCAGUCAGGAGGAACGGUGUUUGACAGAAUAGAGGAAGCGAACAAUGGUACCACCCAAGUCCAGUCUUAAAUAUCUCUUCAAAGUUUGUUUCAUAUCCGCAGAAACUUCGCGGAAUUUUCAGGCACAACAAAUCUUAGAGAUUUAGCAUUAACAAGAAACUAGCCGGGGAUUUUUGAACUGAUUCGCACGUUAACUUUGGAACACAAGGAUGUUGGCGAUCCCUUGACCUUUCUGUGAAGGAGAAGAUUCCUUUACCAAUCCCAAGUGUUUUAAAGUGCAUUUACCCCAUGCACAUUACUAACUUACUAACUUUGUUUUUUGUUUUUUUUGUUUUUUUUGCUUCGUUCUACAUUUAUUUUAAUUCCUAUUUGUUUGAUGGUUUAUUUUUUCACACAAUACCCCUGAAGACCGCAAAUUGAAUUUCAAACUAAUAUCAUUGUACAUUUGGAUCAACAUCAGUAUCAGGGCAACUGCCCGCCUACCCCUCCCCUAGCCCAACAUUAACCUUAACUUGUUAUCAAUUGACUGUUGUUGAGUUAGGGGAGGGGUAGGUGGGCAGUUGCCCUUAUACUGAUAUUUAUCUGUACAUUUUUGUGUGAUGUCUCGGCCUACAUUUCAAUGCGUAACAAACCGCCUUUCAUACCUCUACAGGAAACAUUUCACAAUUCUACCAAGGCGACAUUGUGCUGGAUCCUGAGCUGAAGGAGUACAUAAAAACUGGUGGCAACUCGCGAAAUGCAGUAAGAGGUCGUAAAAGACUGUGGACCAGUCGCAUCAUACCCUAUCGGAUCCCUUCGCACAUGAGUAUGUUUAUAUUCAAGGAUAUUUGGCUUAUGGACCACUCAUUACUUAUCAGGGAGGAGGGGGAAGGGGUGAGGGCGGAGGAUUUUGGGAAGGAUCCUAUGGUUUCUUUCUUUCUUUUUUCCUUUUUUUUUUUAUUGUACAACAUUUGAAAAGAGGGAAUACAAAAGCCAACCCUCAUGGGUGAUCUUUCACAAUUAUUUGGCCCUUUUUUGCGUGAGAACACAACAAAGCUUCCCGUCCCCAACAAACGAGUUAGUCAUCAGUUCAACAUGUAGACAAUGAACUGAACAGAACAACCAUAAUUUUUCCGGCGAACGGUAGAACUGACAAGCUGAACUUCUUAGGGGGCUUAGAAAAGCCUAUUUGAUUUGCGUGUAAUCCUUCAAAUCGAUCACGGAAGUUUGCAUGACAUUUCUGACGCAAAUGCAAGCUUACUGAAUUUGAUAAUAGGAUUGAUGACAUUUCCAAUCUGCUGCCAAUUAAUUGUUGAUCAACGAGCUAAUUGAAACCAUGAACUGAUACAUAUAUUUCCAACUUCUGAUCUCGUGUUACCUAAAAGAGUGUCGCGCAAUAUGAGUAGAAAGUUCCCAACUGAUUGAAUAUUUACUUAUUUCAGCUGGGAAACCUUGAAGAUAGAUGCAACUUUUUUUUUUUCUUUUGCCUUGUAUCGUUUUGUUUUUUUAAAGAUAUAACGAACAAAUAAACGGAAAAAAAAACAAGAAAUAGCAACUUGCUCAAAUAAGGCAAUUAGGUUUAUUGAUGGCGGCAUCCUUGAUACAUUUUUCAGGCAAAUGUUUUUGAAAACUAUCCAAUAACAAAAUAUUAGUCUUCAAGAAUUUCACCGCUUUCUCUUCACUUCUCUUUUUAGGUCAUAUAACUUCAAAUGUCCGUGUGGCCAUUAACGAGUUUCACAGAACGACAUGUUUACGAUUUGUAAAUUACUACAGUGGCUAUCAUAAAAACUACAUUGAAUUUAGCAAUAAAGAUGGGUAGGUAACGCUCAUUUUGAAGGGCCUGCAGCAAUUAUUUCAACAGAGCUGUCGCAUUAUUUGGAACCACUCAUAGGCUAAUUAACUAGGUGAAAUUAUCAACUGAGGCUUUCUUAACUUGAUUGAUUAAACCAUACCAGAAUAUUAGCUGGGGCUAUCCUGAAGUUCCCCUGACCCCACCCCCCUCUCCCUCUCUUUUUUUCUUUUGUUUUUCGUUUUGUUUUUCAAUCAUGCAAACUAUAUAAUUUAUGGUUGGUCAGGAGUACGAGGAUGUUAGAAAGAACGUCCCUUUUUUAUUGUCUUUUUCUUUUAUUUAGAUGCUCAUCCAGGGUAGGAAAGAGAUAUCAUUCCCCUGGUAAACAAAUCAUCUCCAUUGGACCCGGAUGUAAUAACGUAGGAACCAUAAUUCACGAGAUAAUGCAUGCCAUAGGUGAGUUGUUUGCAGCAGCUUACACCACAGGGCUAUUAUGGGACGAAUUUUGGAAAACCGUAAUAGUUUUUUUUAAAACCCCUUUCCCCUCUAUCCCACUGGUGACUGACAUCUUUCCAAGCACUUAUGAGAGGGGUGGGUGGGGUAGGAAUUUGUUUGUUAAGGUGUCUUUAGGUUUAAGCUGAAGAGAAAGUGGAGAUGAAGCUUUUCAUAUAGGGUGAAAAAAAAAACUCAGCUCUAUUACAAACACAUGAACCAUCGAAAGGAAAAUUUAUACCUUGCUAUUUUUGCUUUACCAUAAACAAUUAUCUUUUUACACAAAGUGUGCGACUUAAUGGAAACAGUGAGGCUUGAUUAGAGAGGAUUUUAAUAGUCUUUGGUUUCACCUUAGAUUCAUUUGUAGUCAUAUAAAAUCGCCAUUAAUUGCCAAUUACUGUGAACUUUUGCCCUUAAAAUAAAACGUCAGCUUUGUAACGCGUUACAGUGGCCAAUUUACGUUAUCAACUCAGUUGAUAAUACUUAAUUACUCCAUCGGACAAAAAACAUAUUAUGGGCCAAACACCACAUCCCAAUACUUAUAAGAGAGUUUUUCUUAAAAAUCUCGUCUUGCGAUAGGUUUCUUCCACGAGCAAUCACGGAUGGACAGAGAUAAAUACGUGAGAAUAAACUGGGAGAACAUUCUAACUGGUAAGAAUCUUUCCUUUUCCGCCACUGUCCGCAAAAUUGUUAUUUUCUUUUCUUAUUUUUCUUUUUAAAAGUUUUGUAAAAGAGGAAUCAGCUGACGAAACCUGUUCAUAUUUGUUUCUUGAUGGCAGCAAAGAAAACAACAUUUAAUGCAACUCUUCGUUCGAGUGUGGUUCCUAGCUCACUCCAUCAUCUUUCUUAUUCUGAAUCCCCUAAGGACGAUACGCGCUGUACGCAAGACACCUUUCAAAUAGUAUUUCGUCUUGAUUGCCAACUAGAAUUCCCUUAGUUGAGAGCUAGAGUACCCUUUCCUACACCAGUAUCACCACGCUUUCUCAGGUUUUUCUUUGUCCCAGACUCUUAGAAAACGAUUUUGUUAUCAUUAUGAUCUUUUUUUAAUUUUAAGGAUUCUCAGACCAGUUUGAUAGAUACAGCUGGAGGACGAUCGAUCAUUUGGGUGUAUCGUACGACUAUCAGUCUAUCAUGCACUACGAUCGUCUUGCGUUUACAAAAAACGGAGAGCCAACCAUCGUUGCUGUUGGGAAUGAAAAUAUGGAAUUUGGUUCACCAUCCAGGAGGCUCAGCUCAAGAGAUAUUUUGGAAAUAAACGCUCUGUACGAUUGCAAAGCAAGUGAGUAAGCAUUAUCUAAUACAGUAAGCAGUUUUUGAAAGUAUCGGUUCUGGGACCCCUCAUUGAUUUCGCCUGUUUGCGGUAGAGGUGGGGGGAAUUUACCUGACUUCCCCUCCCUUCCUUCGGCUCUGUAGUAUUCUAGUGAUCCCGCUCAUUGGUAGUCAGUUUUCUGCGGUUCCCCCGCUCUAUGCUCUGUUAGCGAUGACUGAUCCCCACCACGUUCCCCUUGACAACAAAGAAAUCUACCUGAUCCUUCCAUAGGGCUCUGUAAUAAUUGUAAGAUCCCCCCAAUCAUUGGCAGUCAAUUUUUUACAACUUUCUAUAAUCCUUUACAUAAUCUGUUGACAACCAAGGAUGCCCUCUCUGUCCCACCUGAAAACUGAAUGAUUGCCCCAAAAAUCCUCCCCCCCACUCCCCCUCUCCCAGACGAUAAAUAUGACUGGUCCCACAGAGACUAAAGUCGGUUUUGAAGGCGUACUUUGGCCAGUAAGGGCUCCAAUUAUAGGCUUCAAAUGCUGCUGCAGAUUCUGUCCUUUCCUCUCAGUUUGGUAAGCUUUAAAUUUCCUUUUGUCAGCUACAUCGUAUGGAUGGGCCACUUGGUCUGGAUGGACUCCAUGUGAUGAAAAAUGUUAUCGAACUCGCGAGAGGUACUGCUAUCACUCUGGCAACAUCAAGUCUUGUGGGGGAAAUGUGAAUGGGUACGGAGUGGAAAUUCAAAGAGUAAAAUGUUCGUCGUCUAUAUGUCCAGGUAAGCAAAGGACAAAUAAACUUUUUCAUUGUGUGUGGGUUGGAUAAUAGUUUAUCCAGACAGAGAAACGACGACAGAUUCUUAUACAAUACCUUUUGUUUCUAUGAAACAAAUCUUUUUAUCAUAAAUUCUAGUUGCUUUCCAUAUUUUCCCCGACCCGUUGGAGUCAAAGCUGUUUGGAUUGUAAGAAAGCUCCACGGGGGCAAAUUAGAGUAGGUGAUGAUACACGAAUGGUGUUUCUCGACGUCUUCCAUAACAUUUUGAAGUUGUAACAAAGUGAAAUGAAAAUAUGAACCUGUCUUCUUUUUAAGUUUUGAAAGUUUGAUAGCUUUUGUAUUAAAACAAUCAGAUUAUUCUGGCGCUCUCGAUUUCUAUGAGUGAAGUGAGAGUUGAUUCGAGAAUCGUGCUCAUAAGUUGUCACGCUGCACAAAUCUCGAGCUUAAGUCUCAUUGUUACUUAGUGCAUGAGGGUGCAGCUCAAUAAAAAAAAUUCACGCAUAGAAAUCGAGAUAAAGUAAUCUUACUGUUUUUGUACACAUCUACAAGUCGCCAAACCAAACAACAAGACAAGUUCAUAUUUCUAUAACCGCAACACGUUAGGGUAUUCACUUUAUAUACUGUCUAUCACGGAAUAAACAGCGAGUAGCAUAGCCAAUUGCAUUGCAGCAUUUUUCAUAGAACGUCCGUAGCUUUCUGCUUAAGCAGAACAUUACUGAGGCCUGUCAUUUAUAUAAGGUCUACUACAUAACAUUUUGAUCGAGUGGAAAAGGUUAAGUUAGAUGAUGUUCAUUUUUCAUUGCAAUGACUGAAGAUUUAAAAUGUUUUCAAAUCUCGAAUACUCUCUAUUUCCGUAUAGCUAUUUUUUUGUAUUUUUUCCAAACGCCUUUGUAGUAUGUACACAAAUCAGUGUUUCUCGGAAACUGAACAGAAGCACUUGAUCUAUCUGGAGUUUAGCCUGCAGUCAGGCUCUCGUGUGGGCUAAAGAAAGUGCAGUGCAAAGCGGUCCUACGCAUAACUCUCUCUGCCCCGCUUCUCUCCUGCAACUCAACGCCAACGAAACCCCUACGUUGCUCUUUAUGAAAGUUCAGAUACGAUGUCUGAUCGUACGAAAUAUUUACAGCUCCUAUUGAUGGACACUGGGGUCGCUGGUCAGAUUGGGGAAGUUGCAGCAAAACGUGCAAUGAUGGUAUCAGGAAACGCUUUCGAAGGUGUGACAAUCCCUCUCCCGCUCAUGGGGGGAAAAAUUGCCAAGGUUAUGAGAGGGGGCAAGAAAUGUGUAUUUUGAAGAGAUGUCAUCUGGGUAAGUGAGAAAUGCUUGAUAUUGAAUUCAUUACAUAAUUAGCUUUGAAAAUUUUGGCGAGAUUCUCAUAACUUUGUAUGUUUUAAUGCAUUAUGUACAGUGUAAAGGUUUCAUUUUGCAUAAGCCAAAUAGAUGAUUAUUUAGGUCUUAAAAUCUUAAAAUUUGUAGCUUGAUGUCGAUUCUGAAGUCGAAACAGGUAAUGUAGCGAGUUCGGUGUCUCGGACGUACACCAUGUCACGUUUCCACCGCAGCCCUAGUAUUUUAGUCAAGUUUUGACUUUGUGGACAGUAACUUCGUCAUUAAUAUACGUGAGGCACCAUGGCACACAAUCAUCAAAGAAGUGUAUUUUGUACCACGUGGUACAAGUGGACCAAUCACACGGCCGGAUUGACAUCCAAAACAACGAUUUGAUGUAACGCAAUCUCUUAGUCGCGCUGAAGUAUGAUGCUUUCACCCGAUUGGUACACAACCAUCCCCAAUUGCGCAAAUUUAAUCUAUUUGUCUGCUGACGUCAUCUUUUCCGAAAAGCCAAUAGAUUUAUGGGAAGAAAAGUUUGUGGAGAACUGUGGUGUACUUUUCAUUUUCGAUUUUCUCUUGACAUGGGUUUUUUUUUUUUUUUUAAUGGCUUGGGUCUUCCCUCUGCGAUCCAGCAACAAAAGCAAUUCAGUUCCCACUUUCCGCGCCAACAAUUGAGAACAAAAGUCAACCAAUCUUGCACGGCAAACCCGCGUGUAUAUCCAGAAUGGCUCAUGAUGGCCGCAUAAUAAGAUUACUCAGUGGACUUGGCAUUUUAUCUCUAACUACUGAAAAAUAGGAAGAUAGAAUUUUAAGUUGCGUGACAUUUUUCCCAAGGAUCAGGAACUGGUAUAUACAUUAGUUGACACUUAGAUAUGACAUUGCGCUACAUUUCAUUUUCACAAAAGAGACAAACAAAGAAGUACAAUCAAGCAAAACGUGAAACAAAACAGAAAACCAAUAACAACAAAAAUACAUCACAAAGAAAGAAAUUUAUUUAUUUCAUUUUUUUUUAAAAUCAGGAUUAUGCUGUUUUUUGUAUUUUUCUUUCCAGAAAAAGAUGAUGUAGAUUUUGAAAAUUCUCGUCUUGGGAUGUGGGGGAAUUCUAAUACUGACAACCUCAACUGGAAUUUUAAUCGCGGCUUCACAUCAACGAUCCACACGGGCCCUGACAAGGAUCAUACAAACGGUCAAGGUUAGCUUUAUGUAUACUUACGCCAUCUCUAUAAAGUUAAAGUUAAAGUUAAAGUUAUAAAGUUAAUAAGGAGCAAAAAGAUUUCUUGUUUGGUAGCGUUCCUAUAAUGUUAAACAAAUUGACCAAAAGAACUAUCAUCAAUCCCAAGUGUGAAGGAAAUAUCAAAAGAUCGUACAAGAUCAGAAAGCGGUCAAUAUAAGCUGCACAACCGUUUUCUCUGAUUUGCUUUGAUUUUCCAAAGAUUUUCCCGGCCGUCAUGAUCAGCAUCCUGUACUUUGUUAAGUGGUACCCCGGGCAGAACUCAAACUACAAUUCACCGUGAUUCUUUUCGUUUUUAAGGUGAAUUAAGACUUAUUCUCCUUCUUUUCUCUGACCCUUUUUUCUUCUGAAGGGAGAGCCUCAGGAGGAAAGAUUCUGAAAGGCGACAGAGAGUUUCUGAGACUCUGCAAGAAUAUUCAACUUCUUUCCAAUUCCAAUACCUCGGUGUGAGAAUUUCAUACUGAUUAGAACAAAUCGCUAUAUUCACUUCGAUUACGAACCGGUCGUUACUCAUCGUCUGGAGGAAGGGGGGGGGAGAUCACAUGGUUUUCAGGGGGAACAGAGGGGUAUCAGUCGUCACUAACAGAGCAUAUGGGAAUACAAAAAUUGACUGCCAAUGAGGAGGGAUCCUAAGAAUACUACAGGGCCUUAGGGGGGACCUGGUAAACAAAAUCCUCUCACCCCCUCCCCCCCUCUGGCGAUAAAUACAUAACCGGUCACCUAGCCAAUCAUUGUUACUUUUAAUUGCUUAUAUUUCUUUCUAAAUUUUGGUUAUCUUUUAAUUCAUUCAGUAAUUUAUUUUCUAUACUUGCUUAUGAUUUUGUUGUCAUGGUAGGCUUUUACUUGUACGUUGAAUCUUCAUUAACCCGCCCUGGACAAAGAGCAGAACUUGUGAGCCCCUGGACCCCGGCGAGGAGAGGCGGACAAUGCCUAAAAUUUUACUACACCAUGUACGGUAGUACAAUGGGAAGUCUGGCCAUCAAGCUACAAUUAUCAAACGGCAAAAACUGGCUUAUUUUCUACAAGCAUGGUAACCAAGGGAAAGGCUGGAAGAAAGGGAUAGGAAACAUCAAUGUUCCCCUGGGAUUGUCGUAUAAGGUAAGGACCGUCGUCGCAAUGAGGUCGGAAAAUCCCCUUUCAUCGUUUUUGGGAAUAACUCACAAAAAAGUCUCACUAAGAUUUCGCUUGAUGAUUCAUCGUAUGGCUAGUUGAACUAAAGGUUACCGACAUAUUUGAUGACCAAUUUUGACGGUCCAUUUUUUUUGUACACUAAUACGUUUACGAUGAAUGCAUUGAGUGACUUCAAAUUACGCCACGCUCACCACAUCGGCGAAGCUUCUAGCAAUUGUGCGAUACUUUCAGGUCGUACGCACUGAUUGGUAGAAGUCUACAGCAUAAUGCGUUGUCGGUGCCUUUAAUGUAUAAAUAGACUUAACUUUGCUCUGUGAUUGGUCCAGAAAACCUGCGCCAUCCUCUCAUCCAAUCAGAUUCAAAACUAAAAACAACCGCCACUUGGUCACUCGUAUCUUGCCGCGCUUCAAACAGGUUUCUCGUUUCACUUUGAGUUUUCAUUGGCUAAGGAAAAUGUAAACCUUUGUUGUGAUUGGCUUGAAUUACUUUGGUUUUGGUUUUUAUGACACUCAUUCAAAAGCUGCUUUAUUUACUUCAUUUUUUGAUUAUCUCAGCUAACUAUUCAAGGCACAAUAGGUCAGGCUGGAUACUCAGAUAUUGCCAUUGAUGAUGUGUACAUCGAUCCCGGACUAUGCAGUGAGUAAUGCUGUUAAGAUGUUUCAUGUUUUCUCUUAAAACUGAACAAAAAAUAGAUUUUUUUCAGUAGUGGUGUCACUAUUACGACUCCGGCUGGCUACAAGCGGUCAGCUCCGCUGCAAUUCUCCACUACGGAGUUACAGAGAAGGCAGUGCUGAGCUAGCGUCUAAUUUCUCUAUAACAUACCACAACUGAAUCGAACAUUAAGGUUAUGAGAAUACGGGAAAUGACCAACCACCUAAGAAGCUCUUGAUUGUUUAAGAAAUUCUCCUCGGCAGCACCUUAGGAAAUGUAUAGAGAAAAGUAGGGAGAAUGUGCAUAUUAAUGUUAGGAUGUAAAAGGUUAAUGUAACUCAAUCGUUUACUGUCUACCAGAGUGUCAAGAUGAUUAUUACACCUGUCAUAUCUGGGCGACCAAAGGUGAAUGUUCAGCCAACAAAAAAUGGAUGAAAGAAAACUGCAAGAGGAGUUGCAACGUUUGCGGAGGUAAUUAGGAAAACAUCGAUCUAUCAUGUGCAGUCCUCAGAAACUUGAAGAGCUUUUCCGGACAAAGCUAACUACCAUGGGAUAAAUAUGAUAUAGCUCUUUCAAGUCUCAAAAAUAAUUGAACUUUAUAUGAAAUCAAAACUGAAAAAAUGGGUCUCACCAUUGUUCUUUAUAAGAAACAAAACAUUAAGACUUUUCUGCUUUUUGUAUUUUGUUUGUUCCUGUCGUUGUUUUGCUUUUGUUAUAAGGUCAAAGAGAAUUGUGAUUUUUUAGUUCAUAAACCGCAAAGAUUACUUUUGGAAAACUUCAGUUCCUAUAAAAAGACGUUAUUAUACUUUGCUUGUUUUCUAAAACUUUUUUUCUUAUUGUUUUUUUAAUGUUAACGUUUUGAUUUUUUUUGCUUUUUCACAAACCUUUGUAUUUGUUUAAUUUCAUUAGUAUUGAUUUAUUUAUUUACCUCCAUUUCAGCUAUCAGUGCUACAACACCACCUCCCGCUAACUGUGAGGAUGACAGUCAGUACAAAGGUCAGUGCCCUGGUUGGGCUAAAAUCGGUGAAUGUCAGAAGAAUCCAGCCUGGAUGAAGCUUCACUGUCGAAAAAGCUGCAAGAUCUGCGGUAAGCGUUUAUUUAACAUCAUCACGAGGUUAUAAAAGAAGUUUCGCAAAGUUCAAUGAACGUUUUCAGUGGCUAAGAAUUAUCUUAGAGAUUAUGAGAUUAAGUCAACCUGUGUCGAAGUUUGCUAGAUAUUUAGAUAAAUUCCUAGUAACGCAGAAUAAUGAUAAGCCUUUCUUAGAGACCCAGUAUCGGCCAUUAGCAUUGCGCGCCUCUGUUUUUGGUAUGAAUUCACGAGAGCGAGGCUUGUAGCGUGUCUUCAAAGCUUGUGAAAUAAUCGAAUUAAUGGCCGCCGAUGGCCAACGCCGCGUGCACUGCAAACUGCGUGCACAAAACUGGGUCUUACAGAAGAGUGGGGAAAAAAUGAUGGCAGUAGAAAUAAAUCUCAUGUGAUAAAACUUAUAGGUUAAUACUACACUCAAGAGACUUUACUUUACUUGAUUCAAAGUUAACAGUAAAAGCCCCCAACGAGUCACACGUUACAUAAACUAAACGCAAAGUAAUAACUUGUUAUUUUUUCAAUUGCACACUUUUCGAUUGAGUGACGUAAAACCAAAACCAAAGUAAACACGACGGCCAAUGAGAACUCAAAGUGAAAAAAAACAAACUGCCUGAAACGCGGGAAAAAACGCGGGCGACCGAGUCACGAUUGGAGUUCAUUUGCAUCUAAUUGGCUAAAGAAACUCAACUGGCGCGAGUUUUCUGGAUCAAUCACAGAGCGAAGUAAAGCAAAACCAAAGCAAUCCCGGGUUACUUUAGACAGUCAAUUGACAAUUUCUCUACCAAGUUAUAUGUCUACGAUUACUUCAGAAGACGUGACAAAUUUCCUCGCUUAUGCCCGGUGCUUCGAAUAUUUUUGCGCAGUCAUUUUAUGUUCUUUAAGAUUCCCACAUGCAUUGGUAACUCUCCAAUAAUGUCACUUUUAUGCACCUUUUAAUCGUAGAAGCAAUAGCAAAAAAAAAAACUUAUUUUCUUUUUGCAGCACCUGGUGUAACUGCAUGUAGAGAUUCGGACAAACGCUGUUCUGCGUGGGCCAAAAUCGGUGAAUGUACCAAGAAUCCACUGUGGAUGAAGCCAAACUGCAAGCUGAGUUGCAAGCAGUGCUAAAAAAAUUCUGGUUCAGCUUUAAAUAACUUUUCAUUUUAAUACUUCUGCGGACGAACUAUCUUCUGCUGGAACUGAAAAUUCUGGGUGGGAAUCACGGUGCGGAUAUCUAUCUUACUUUUAGCGAGAAUUAUUAAAAUGUCUCAUAACUUCGAGACUGAACCCUGUGAUUCACUUUAUUAAAAACUGACAUUAAAUUGCACGUCAUCAAAAUAAUAAUAAAAAAAUAUAUUGGG
Pocillopora meandrina is the source of this 11083-nucleotide messenger RNA. The record is from the annotation of a GenBank genome assembly. NCBI's taxonomy places the organism in Eukaryota, Metazoa, Cnidaria, Anthozoa, Scleractinia, Pocilloporidae.